CACAAUCAGGCAAGGUCCACACGGAUUAAAGAUGGCGCCCUCUCACGCGUUCCGGUGCUGCAAACGGGCUCUAAACUGGACACCUGUUUUGUUUAUAAACCUGGUUAUUGGAUGGUCCUAUUACGCUUAUGUCGUGGAGCUGUGUGUGUAUACAAUCCCAAACGAUGCGGAACGAAUCAGCUACUUGGUCGUCUUUCAUUUGUUCUUCGCCAUGUUUAUAUGGUCAUACUGGAAGACGAUCUGGUCCAAACCAGCCAGUCCCUCCGUGGCAUUUGCUCUGCCCAGUGCAGACAAAGAACUGUACGAGAGGGAGCAGCGAGCUGAAGUGCAGCAAGAGAUUCUGAAAAGAGUGGCGAGGAGUCUGCCCGUGUACACUCGCACGGCGGGAGGAGCCAUUCGAUACUGUGACUUCUGUCAGGUGAUCAAACCCGACCGCUGUCAUCACUGCUCCACAUGUGAAAUGUGCGUCCUGAAAAUGGACCAUCACUGCCCCUGGGUGAAUAACUGUGUGGGAUUCUCCAACUACAAGUUCUUUGUCCUCUUCUUGACCUACGCCGCCCUCUACUGCGCUGUCAUUUGUGCGACAGUCAUGCAGUAUUUCAUCAAAUUUUGGACCAAAGAACUGCAUGACACACACGCCAAAUUCCACAUUUUAUUUCUCUUUUUCGUGGCCGCACUUUUCUUCAUCAGCGUCAUGUCACUGCUGGGCUACCAUUUGUGGCUAGUAGGAAAGAACAGGACAACUAUCGAAGCCUUCAGGGCUCCCGUUUUUCCAAACGGUCCGGACAAAAACGGCUUUUCUCUGGGUUUCCGGCGGAAUGUGGCUGAAGUGUUUGGAGACCGGGCAAAGAACUGGAUUUUUCCUGUUUUCUCAAGUCAGGGGGAUGGACAUUCGUUUGUCACCAGAUUGGUGCACAUAGAUCCUGAACAAGUGAACACCGUCCUCCAGCAGAACGGCAAAAUCCCUUCAGAUGGUGAGAACAGUCUCAGUGUUGAAGGUAACACAGAAGACAGCAGAAAGGAGAAAUCGGGUAUCUUCAACACCUUUUUUUUUCUUUUAAAAUCAUCAUUUGUAUUUAAUACAAAUUAUUUAUCGUUUUGUUUUUUUUUUAGAUGGAGACCAGACGGUGGUUGUGAUGGUGGAUGGCAAACCGUAGAGGUUACACAGAUUUUAAUUGUAGAAGUUUUUCUUUAUGUCUUCAUGUUUCUCAGAUUUUUUUUUUUUUUUAGGUCAUGGGCUCGUCUGCAAAUUUCUCUGGUGCCUUAAGCUCAGGACUUCCACAGGAGUUAUCCUCAUCCAGAAGGUCCUCGGAUGUCACUGCAGGACCAAGUUCACCACUACGGCGAGCUGUCGUCAUGGUGACGUCCUAACCAAACUGCAGACUGCACCAGUCUGAAGCAGAAGACAUUUGGGAUUGUGUCUUUGUUAUGAUCUAAAGACAUUACUAUAUUUGUUUUUAGGGGAUCUAAAAACAUCUUGAAGUCUGUGGAUGUCUUCACAGUAUCAUGUCAUAAAUUAUUCACUUAUUUCGUCUUUCGUCAGUAUUACCAAAGCUUUUUGUUAACAGUUUUUGUUAACAGCAGUGCUACUAAAGUGAUGUUUAAAUGAAGUAAUGGGAGGUUUUUCAACUCUGUUGCUGUCUGCAUGUGCAAUUACUAAGACCAGCGCUCAAAUCUCAAAUGGUCUGAAAUUCAGUUUACGGUUUAAUGUUCAAAUAUGCUUUCUUAGUUUACAAUUUAUUGUUCUAUUGUUUGUUUUUUUGCAUUUUACACAUGAUGAUUUAAGCUGAAUUAUGAGGACCAAAGCCAAACAGUAGGAAGCUGUGAGGAGGACGGUGCCUCUUAAAGUUGCACUAUGAGCUUCAUGCUUUUUUAUGUUUUAUAUUUUAGUGGGAGAAUCCUUGUGGGUUAAGCUACAAGAGAAACUAACAUAUUGGAUGUUCAUCGCAGUGUGAGGAUGAUCUGAGUGGUGUUUGGAAACACUUCUGUGUAGACUGACCUCUACUGUGAGCAGAGGUGGGUAGUAACUCAUUACAUUUACUCCAUUACAUUUACUUUUUUGAUAAAUUGUACUUGUGAGAGUUGUCAUAAUAUGACUUACUCUUACUUGAGUACAACUGUGAGACAAAAACGCGACUUUUACUCAAGUACAUUGGGUCUCUUGCUGCUCCUUAGCGUUACUUUUGACUGAAAUAAAUCAUAAUAAUCUAAAAUGAUCCUGUGGUGAAAAAACUUCCCCUUUAGGCUCCGUAACAUCAUGUGACUCCUUGUUACCAAUCAUGCGAAGCCAGAGAAAAUCUUUCCUAAAUACGUAGGGAAAUCACUCCUAUCAACAAUGGUAACAACCUUAUUAAAAGUCCAUUGUUUUUUAAUUUACUCAUUCUUUUAUGACAGAAAUGGGAUAUUACUCAUUAGUUACUCAUUACUUGAGUAGAUUUUCAUCCAAGUACUUUUUUACUCUUGCUCAAGUAAUUAUUUGGAUGCCUACUCUCUACUUAAACUUGAGUACUAUUUUGGUAAAGUAAGGAUAUUUUUACUUGAGUAAAAUGUUUUAAUACUCUACCCACCUCUGACUGAGUCUGUAACUUCUAACCUGGCAGCUUGAGCUGGUAAUAAAGUCGGUUUUGUAAAUAACCACCAUUUUUUGAUAUCUUCUAAUUCAGGGUGAUCUUAAAACAAUAAAGGAGAUUUUUGGAACCAUAAAAA
This is a messenger RNA of Oryzias melastigma (Indian medaka), 2706 nucleotides long. It is a transcript of the gene zdhhc20a, whose product is annotated as zinc finger DHHC-type palmitoyltransferase 20a. NCBI's taxonomy places the organism in Eukaryota, Metazoa, Chordata, Actinopteri, Beloniformes, Adrianichthyidae. The transcript is spliced from 11 exons. Gene Ontology annotation, molecular function: protein-cysteine S-palmitoyltransferase activity. The record is from RefSeq and is a predicted model, not a curated record. Bases 32 to 1267 code for a protein of 411 amino acids. Gene Ontology annotation, biological process: protein targeting to membrane; synaptic vesicle maturation; peptidyl-L-cysteine S-palmitoylation. Gene Ontology annotation, cellular component: endoplasmic reticulum; Golgi apparatus.